UUCAUCUGCAAACCUACAAAACAACCAUUACAUCAACCCACCUUAGAUUCAUUCUUUCUUCCUUAGCUUCACAAUAUCUUCUGUUUCUGUUGUAAUAGAUAGAUAGACAAGUGCCUGUCUGCAUUCACGUGGGGCCUGUGUUCUUUUCUGACCCCACAAUUUUCAUGAAUUUGAUAAUAUCGUAAACUCCAUCCUUUUUAUUUUUUCCUUCUCCUCCUCCUUCCACCGUCACCCUCCAAAUCUCUCUCUUUCUCUCUCAAAGAAUCCAAUGAAAUGCUUGUGUAAAUGUAAUAACAAAAGGGCAACUGGGUAACCACUGUAAAAAUAAGGAAGCAUGUUUCUUUGAUAAUUCUCUCUGAAACAAGAACCUCUCUCUAUCUCUCUCUCUCUCUCUCUGUGUUUGUGUUUCUCUUUUCACUCUUAAUCAUGGACUCAAGAAUUGUUCUUGAUCAUGUUCUGUUCCAGCUCACUCCCACGAGAACCAGAUGUGAUCUGGUGAUUUUUGCUGGUGGUGCGAGUGAGAAAUUGGCAUCUGGGCUCCUAGAGCCAUUCGUUAUUCAUUUAAAAACUGCUAAAGAUCAGAUAUCCAAAGGUGGCUACUCCAUCUCGCUUCGUCCUGUCCUUGCAAAUGCCCACUGGUUCACUAAGGCCACCCUCCAGAGUUUCGUAAGAUUUGUUAGCACGCCAGAAGUUCUUGAGAGAUUUGUGACAAUAGAGAAAGAGUUAGAGCAGAUUGAGAGUUCAGUUCAAUCGAAUGAACUGCCAAACACAGAUGUCGAAGGCUUUGUCGGAAGUUUCCAAAAGUCAUCUGUCUCAUCUAAGUCUAAAGGAGAUUAUGAUGGAGCUGGUGAUGCUAAACAGGAAGACAAUUCCAAGGUUCGACUUCAACGUGCUUUGGAAACUAGAAAAGCUGUGCUUCGCAAAGAGCAAGCAAUGGCGUAUGCCCGGGCUUUGGUUACUGGAUUUGAUCUGGACUGUAUAAAUGAUCUUAUCUCCUUUUCUGAUGCUUUUGGAGCUUCACGUUUAAGGGAAGCAUGCUUUAAUUUUGUGGAAUUAUGCAAGAAAAAGAAUCAAGAUCGGCUUUGGAUGGACGAAAUUGCAGCAAUGCAAGCAUCUAGAGUGGAGUUACCUUUUCUCGGGUCUUCUGGAAUAGUGUUAGCCAGUGAAGAGAAUUAUCCUAGCCAAAUCAGUGGUCUCUCUGGUGGGAAACAGAACGGCUCCAUAGACGCAUCAGUGUCUGACUCAAGUCUUGGAAGUGUGGAUCUAAACCAAGAAAGUAGUUUGCCAACAUCAGCCUCUGUGCAAUCAACAGAUGGCAAAGCUCAUGUGCCGAUGGCAUGGCCAAACCAUCUUCCUCAAUACAUGCACAAUUUUCCAGGACCUGUAUUUCAACAAAUGCCGCCAUAUCAAGGCUACCUUUUUCCUGGUAUGCAAGUUGCCCCUCCAUAUUUUCCAGGGAAUAUGCAAUGGCCUCCAAAAGUGGAUGAUUCUAGCCUCGGGCAUGACUGGGAACCAGAUGGUCGUAAAAAGCAUAAAUCAUCUUCUAGGAAUAAAAAGUCUUCACAUUCAAAAGGAAUGGAUUCCAACCAAGAUGAUUCCAGUGAACCUAGUUAUUCUAGCUCGGAGACAGAAUCGGAUGAGGAUUUGCAGAAUGGCGAAAAGCAGUCUUCAGUUGAGCAGGUACAGAGAAAGAAGCAUGGGAAGAAGUCCUCAAGAAAGGUUGUCAUCCGCAACAUUAAUUACAUUACCUCUAAGAGAGAUGGGGAAAAGGACAGCAUGUCGGAUGAGACAUCUGAUGAGGAUGAAUUCAUUGAUGGAGAAGCUCUCAAGCAGCAGGUGGAGGAAGCUGUUGGUUCAUUGGAAAGACGACAUAAAUCAACCUCUCGUCAUAAUAAGAAAUCAAAUCGGAGAACUACAGAUAAUUCAAAUGAUGAAGAUAAGCAGAAAGUAGCCCCCGAUAAUCCUGAGGGACUAAAAGGAAAUCAACAGUGGGGUGCUUUUCAGAACCUUCUCUUGAAGGAUAAGGAUUUAGACUCCUUUGAAACUGAUCCACAUCCUUUACAGGUUCAACAGUACUCUAUAGCCAAAAGCUCCGAGGAGGGAAUAUCUUUGGCAUUUAACCUGGAAUCUGAGAAAACAUCAAAGCAAAGAGCCAUUUCAAGUGAUUCCUUUGUUGCAGCCAAGAGGGAAACAUUUAGCGAUGAUCAAUUUCGCAUUGGAAACUUUGAAGCUGGUGAAAAUCUCAAGCCAAUGACAAAGCAAAGGGAUGGCACACAUGAGGAGAUGUUAUUUUCUCAAAGAACUGAUGAACCGUGGAACCAUCCCCAAACUACUGUUUCUGAUCAUUCCACUGAAUCUCUGAUGAUCAGAAGUCAGAAAGCAGGAGAUUGGUUUAUCAGCAACCAGCUGGAUAAGCCAACAAACAAGGAUGAAAAUAUGAAUCUUAGAACAUUUGAUGGUGAUUAUGCUUCAUCAAUAGCUGAUGAUCAUUUUCGCUGUGAGAAAAAUAAGAAAGAUGUUCUAGUUGAUGACUCGCUGAUGAUCCAAGCUAAACCAUUUAUAGAUGAUCAGUCUGUAUCUAUAUUAAGAACGGAUAUAAGCAUGGCAGCUGAUAUAAUUGAAGCUACUAAAAGUGAGAAUGCCACAUCUGAAAUCAGUCAUAAUAAGGGUGACGCAAAUGGUACCCAUGAACCAGAAGAUCUUUACAUGGUGCUUGGGAGAGAUUCAGCUGCUGAGAAUGCUAUUUCAUCUUGGAAUCCAGAAAUGGAUUAUGAGAAUGACCUAUCUGCUGAAGCCAAUAUAAAACAAUCUGGUACUGAAACAAAUGGUGCCGAAGAUAAGCUUCCGUCUAAUGGUAAGGGCACUAAUGGCAAACCUGGUGGAAAUGCUGGAAGAAAGAUUCCUGGGGAAGGAGCGAGGUCAAAAGUUUCAAAUGCAUCUGGGAAGAGCAAAUCCUCCUUAAUGUCGAGGACCACGAAACCAGCUCCUGGAGGCGUAACCAAAGUUCAGAGAGGCAAAUCUGACAAGGAUGAAGAGAACAGAAAGAGAAAGGAAGAAUUAUUGCUUCAACGCCAGAGGAGAAUCGCAGAAAGGAGUGCUGCUGCCAAUGGUCCUGCGACAUCCAAGAGAAUGCCAGUGAAAAGAACAUCUUCCUUAAAGAAUGAGGAGUCCAAAACACAGCCUCCAAGCCAAGAGACUAAGAAGACAGUGUUUAGGAGUUCCACCAUUGAUCGCCUUGCCGCUUCUCGAACUACGCCAAAGCUGGAAUCAGCUCAAGCAAAACCUGCCCAGCUGAAAAAAGCAUCCGUGAAGGCUAAUGGUUUACCACAGAAGGCGGCUGGGUCUGACAAGAAAUCGAGCCCAAACACAGUGAAACCUGAUGUUCCACAAAAGAAAGAAAGCAAGGUAACUGCAGAAGAGGAGCUGAAAAAGGUAGCAGCCACCGAUAGCAUAGACCAAUUCAAAGACAUGGAGUUGCACAGCAUUGCUUCAAUAGAGAAAAAUGAAGGGAAUGUGCUUACACAAACAGUUGCUUCAAAUGAUAAGGGCUUCAAUGGCGACUUGCCCCACAUCAACUCGUCUGCAGAACUGGAUCACUUAAAAGAUAAUGAUGAGGGAUUAUCUAUAGCAGCAGCUCCAAUUCUUUCUGAAAACAUCAAAACUUCUGAUGAACAUGAUCAGUACACUUCUGAAAUGACAAAACAUCCGCUGCCAGAAUCACCAAACAAGGAUUUAAACCAUUCUGAUGAAAAUGUCAGAGAGAAUGGUAUGAGAACUGAAAAUCUCCCUUCACCCACAAAAUCCGAGAUACAAAUAUCAACCCCACCGCCUGCCGAAAUAAGCCCGGAACCAGUCCACUCCAGAAAGAAGUGGAACAGUGAUGAAACCUCUCCAAAAGCUGCUAAAGGCUUCAGAAAGCUGCUUCUUUUCGGAAGGAAAAGCCGAACCUCUUCUACCAAUUGAUCUCAUGCAUGCUGAGUGACUGUCAAGUAAACAAAUAACAGGAGAAAAAUGAAAAAAAAAAAGAAUUGAAAGCUGGUACACAUAAUAAGGCCUUUGGUGUUGAUGCCAAUAUGAGAAGCAGCAGGGUUUGUAAUUUGUCAGGAUUUGAUACUGCAUAGUGUGAGAGUAAAGAAAUUUAAGUUUUUUAUUGGUAUGAUUUUUGUUAUCUGUUUGAAAACUUUGCAAUCUAUACUCAAAAUUCAAAAUUCUGGUUGUAUGUAUUCCAAAAUCCUGUAAUUAGUUAUUGUUGCAUUCAAUUCUUUCAUUGUUAUCUAUUCAAGAAUGAAGAGUAAAGUUUUUAGAA
Molecule: messenger RNA, 4306 nt
Organism: Manihot esculenta (cassava)
Lineage: Eukaryota; Viridiplantae; Streptophyta; Magnoliopsida; Malpighiales; Euphorbiaceae
Product: COP1-interacting protein 7
Exons: 9
Coding region: 427-3963 (1178 amino acids)
Biological process (GO): positive regulation of DNA-templated transcription; response to light stimulus
Source: RefSeq, a predicted model, not a curated record